This is a messenger RNA of Papilio xuthus (Asian swallowtail), 1386 nucleotides long. RefSeq names its product Ligand-gated chloride channel homolog 3 (gene Lcch3). NCBI's taxonomy places the organism in Eukaryota, Metazoa, Arthropoda, Insecta, Lepidoptera, Papilionidae. Gene Ontology annotation, cellular component: membrane. The record is from RefSeq and is a predicted model, not a curated record. The transcript has 10 exons. Gene Ontology annotation, biological process: monoatomic ion transmembrane transport. The coding region runs from base 1 to 1386 and encodes 461 amino acids. Gene Ontology annotation, molecular function: GABA-A receptor activity; extracellular ligand-gated monoatomic ion channel activity.
AUGGUCACAAGGUUGGAGCGUGCGGUGACUGUGGACAGGUUGGAGAACGUAACGCACACCGUGUCCCGCAUCCUGGACGGCUACGACAUACGCCUGCGACCGAACUUCGGAGGCGAUCCGCUCUACGUCGGCAUGGACCUAACGAUCGCCAGUUUCGACGCUAUUUCCGAGGUCAAUAUGGAUUACACAAUAACACUCUAUUUGAACCAAUACUGGAAGGACGAACGUCUCGCGUUCGGCUUGUCGGACGAGGUUCUGACCUUGUCAGGAGACUUCGCUGAUAAGAUCUGGGUGCCCGACACUUUCUUUGCUAACGACAAAAAUAGUUUCCUGCACGACGUGACGGAGCGCAACAAGCUGGUGCGUUUGUGCGGCGAGGGCGGGAUCACGUACGGCAUGCGCUUCACCGCAACACUGGCCUGCAUGAUGGACCUUCACUACUACCCCCUCGACAGCCAGAACUGCACCGUCGAGAUUGAAAGCUAUGGGUACACGGUGUCAGACGUGGUGAUGUACUGGAAGGAGACACCAGUGCGCGGUGUGGAGGACGCGGAACUGCCGCAGUUUUCUAUACUCGGAUAUGAGACUAAUGAUAGAAAGGAAAAGUUAGCAACUGGCGUGUACCAACGCUUGUCGCUAAGUUUCAAGCUCCGCAGAAACAUAGGCUACUUCGUGUUCCAAACUUACCUACCAAGCAUUCUCAUAGUGAUGCUGUCAUGGGUCUCUUUCUGGAUCAAUCACGAGGCUACGUCUGCGCGAGUUGCGUUAGGUAUAACGACGGUACUAACAAUGACUACAAUAAGCACGGGCGUGCGCAGUAGCCUUCCGCGCAUUUCGUAUGUGAAGGCCAUCGACAUCUAUUUGGUGAUGUGCUUCGUGUUUGUCUUCGCCGCACUGCUCGAGUACGCCGCCGUCAAUUAUACGUACUGGGGCGCGCGCGCAAGAAAACGCGCCAAGUUAAAGAACCGCGAACAAAUGUCCAGCAGCACCAGCAUGGAGAAAGAUAUUAAAUGCUCCAGUGGGUCUCAUAGCCAUGAGGAAAUCAUAGCGCUGCGCGAAUGCUCGAGCGCGGGGCGGGUGUCGCCACUGCUGGGGCUGCGCACGCGCCCGCUGCCGCCGGUUGCAGGCGCUCCGCCUUCACUGCGCCUGCAGCGUGACCACACACACCUGCGCUACCGCACAAGGCCUCAUUCCAGAAACUCCAGGAACGGAGCAACUGGCAAGCCGAAGGUGAUCCACGCGCUUCGCCGCGGAGCGACCGUCAUCAAAGCCUCCAUGCCGAAGAUCCGAGACGUCAACGUCAUCGACACUUAUUCUAGAGUCAUCUUUCCCAUCUGCUUCCUUAUAUUUAAUACUGUUUAUUGGGUAUUUUAUAUUUUUGAUUGA